AUGCUCCACGACGACGAGGACCCGUCGACGCUCUGCGAUGUCUUUGCGCAGAUGCUCCAAGUGAACGAAGACAUGAUCGCAGCGAUCGCCGAGCACCAGAACUGGAGCGACCCGAACGCGUACCGGUCGCUCGAGACCGCCCACGCGUACCAGCGCAUCUUGCACAAGAACCUGAUUGAAAUGGCCAACUUUGUCGACUCGCUCUGCGGCGUCUUUGUCGACGUGGACCACGGCACGGCCACGGGCCGCCCGUCACCGCUGCCGAACGACGUCGUCCUGCUCAAGAAGCGCAAGCCGUCGCCGCCAAGCAGCGAGACGACGCCAUUGUCCGAGCCCAGCGCGCUCUUGGCGACGAUCCAGGCCACCGAGCACUUUCGAGCGCGGCGCCGCACCGAGAAGGAGUUUGUCUCGUCCCAACUGCGCAUCCGCGAACAGGAAGCUGCCAAACCACCGCUCGUACCAGACGUGGUGGCGCUUCCGAAGGCGCCGUCCAUGCUGCGGCCGUCACCGCUACCGUUGCCAGCGUCGAUGCCAAUGAUGCCGGUCUCCAAGAACCGCAUCGUGGCCGCCAAGGAAGAAUGCCUCGACUGCCAUCGCCUCGGCAAGUCGGUGACCGAUUGCCGCGCCGUGUACAAGCACACGGCGCUGUCGUGGAAGACCGUGCCGGUGCUACCGCCGGCCAUGUACCCGCCAUUUGGAGGAAUGAUGUCCAUGUACCCGCCGCCACCGCUAUACCCGCCGGUGUUUCUAGCCGAGCACGCAUAUCUACCACUGCGCGCACCGAUGCUCGCACCGCCAGCUAUCGUUGUCCCUGCCAAGGCGGCACCCCGCCCUCUCAAACGGAUGUGCGAAAAGUGCAGAGCCGAGCACCAAAGCGUCUACCAGUGCCGGACGACGCUGGGCCACACGGCGCCCGAGUGGAAGCGAGCCAACAAGCCGGCGCCGCCAGAGACGGGCGCUCGGUCGUACUCGCGCUGGAAUGAAAAGGAAAUGCAAGCGUUCCAAGACCUCGUCGAAGUGCACGGCUACACGGAUCCGGCGCACAUGGCCCCGUUUAUUCCGACCAAGGACGUCAAGCAGAUCAAAAGUUAUUUACAGCGCUACAAUAAGCAGCGAAGUGCCGACGACCGGCGCUGUGCGCUCCGCGACAGCUGA
Molecule: messenger RNA, 1155 nt
Organism: Saprolegnia parasitica CBS 223.65
Lineage: Eukaryota; Oomycota; Saprolegniomycetes; Saprolegniales; Saprolegniaceae
Exons: 8
Coding region: 1-1155 (384 amino acids)
Source: RefSeq, a predicted model, not a curated record